This is a messenger RNA of Brenthis ino (lesser marbled fritillary), 2118 nucleotides long. Lineage: Eukaryota; Metazoa; Arthropoda; Insecta; Lepidoptera; Nymphalidae. The record is from the annotation of a GenBank genome assembly.
AUGUUUUUCGACGACGAAGAUGAAGGAUUAUUCAAUCACGAAGUAUUUCACGUUGUCCAUCGAGAAUUUUUUUUAGAUGCGUUAAGUUCAAAUCUCGAUGUAUCUCCAUUUGGUUUAAGAAGCGUUCCUACCCAUACUGAAGAUGGAAUACCCAUCAGAAAGUUAUACGUAUCGAAUUUACCACCCAAGACAACUAGAGCAGAACUUUUUGGAGUAUUUGCUCAAUAUGGUUUCAUCAAGAGCUGUUGGCUAAGAAUGGGAGAGAGAUCAAACAGAAGUCCAAUACCAACAUAUGCCUUUGUAACCUACAGUAAUCCUGCUGAUGCCCACAAAGCUUUGCAAGCACCUGUCCAUGAAAAAACUUUGAGAGGUCGCAAUCUUAGAAUAUCACCAGCUGAUAGUUGGCACCAACCUUCAGAAGACGCUGAUGGUAAAGUUCGCUGGUCGAACAAUCGCCGAGAGGAUGGUAGAAAUACACCCAGCUGGACUAAUGAUCUACAAAAUGCCAUUGAUGCAGUUGAAACAUCGGAGACAGUUGAACCGGAAAUCAAAGAGACCAGUGAAGAAGUUACUGAUGAGCAACCACAAGAUGAAAGUGAAGAAGAGCCUUAUAACAUACUAGAUAUACUGAACAGAGAUUGUUUAACGCACAUUCUAACCUAUGUUCCUAUUAGAGACCUAAUCAGAUCUGAAAGAGUUAGCAAACAAUGGCAAAGCAUGGUUCAAGAGUAUUUGCAAGGUAUCCGUAUGUUCAAGACAUCGUGGUGGCAGCACGUGCCGGUGACGCUGACCACGGCGGUGCUGCGGCGCGUGCUGCAGCGCGUGGGCGGCGCGCUGCUGCGCCUGCACAUCGACCACCACUGGUCCGCGCUCAACGACCGCACCGCGCACACCGUCGGCAAGUUCUGUCCCAACCUCGAGGAGCUCAAGGUAGUUGGAAUGCAUACGAAAAAUUGGAACCCAUUGAUCUAUGGAUGCAAGCAGCUUAGAAGCCUCUCGUUUGUGUCAUGCAACAAGUUGACAGACUCGAGCUUAGUGCAUCUGGUGAAGAACGAUUCCUGCAUAGAAAGUCUAACGGUCGCCAACAACACUCACGUGACGGGCUUGUUCUUAACGGGCUCGAAUCCUUCCAAACUUUCGUCUCUCUCGUUCUACAACUGCUACAGUCUUCAAGGAACGGUUCUAAGCGCUGCCAUCGACACUCUACCGAGCUUAACUACUCUUAAGUUGGACCUCUGUCCUAUCACCAUGUGGAAAAUAAUCCCGCUAAUAUUGAGCAAGCUUCCAAAGUUAGAAGAGCUCUCACUAAGUGAGUACACGUCGUCGGAACUGUGCCUACCCAAUGUCAACAGUGAAGCCUUCUUAAAUGCGAUGGCCGGUCUGACUGAGUUGAAGAUAUUGAAUUUGAGCAGAAACAUUUACAUAACAAAUGCUGUGCUAAAAGUCGUCGCUCAAUCUUGCCCAAAAUUGGAGUCGCUGAAUGUUUCCAGUUGUAAUUCCAGAAAAACUUUCCCUGUCUCUGUUUCAGGUAUAGGCGACGAAGGCGUAUUAGCAGUGUGCGCCGCGUGCGCGUCGCUCGAGCGCUUGGACGUGUCGUACCUGGCGCAGCUGAGCGACGCGGGCGCUCGCGGCGCGGCGCGCCUGCCGCGCCUGGCCGCGCUCACGGCGCGCGGCAACCCCGCGCUCACCGACGCGCCCUUCGAGGCGGUGCUGCGCGGUUGCCCCGCGCUGCGCGACCUCGACCUGUGCGGCUGCGACCACGUGACCGACGCGCUCGUGGGCGCCGCUCGCGCCGCGCUCGACGACGCGCCGCGCGCGCUCACGCUGCGUCUUGCCUCUACCGCCGCCGCGCUCGUCGACCGACAGCACAUAUAUUAUGAACACCACAAACUGCUGACAGUGAACCUGUAUGAAGAUAGGAGCAACCCUCAACUGCGGCCCGACUUUGUAGAUCACAUCUUCGAAGAGAACUCUGAUGGUUCCUUGGAUGACAUGCUUUAUGAUCAUGAGGACUAUGACUUUCUGGGUGCAGAUGUUGAUAUAUUUCUGGACGAGGACUACGAAGACCACGAUGACGUCGUACAGUUCCACGGGCCAAUGGGCAAUAUACUGCUGCUC